Molecule: messenger RNA, 2810 nt
Organism: Camellia sinensis
Lineage: Eukaryota; Viridiplantae; Streptophyta; Magnoliopsida; Ericales; Theaceae
Gene: DGD1
Product: UDP-Glycosyltransferase superfamily protein
Biological process (GO): galactolipid biosynthetic process
Cellular component (GO): chloroplast outer membrane
Molecular function (GO): digalactosyldiacylglycerol synthase activity
Source: RefSeq, a predicted model, not a curated record
UAGCCGCUAGAUUAUCAGCCCCCUCUCCACACGUUCUCGCUCUUUCUCGAGUUGUUCUUCACAGGACAAGCACAGUCGAGAGGUUUCGAAGCGGUCUCUCUCUCUAUAUCUCCACCAAUCUCUCUCCAUCUAUCUCUACACAUAGAAAACUCCAAUUUUGAAACCCUAAUUUCGAAUUCAGAAUCUUCAAUGAUCAAUCUGAAGCCGCCGGAGGCUCGGGCGUCGUCGUCGUCGUCGGUGCCGCCGGUGACGGCGGAGAAGGCGUUCUCGUUCAUAUCGCGAGGUUGGAGAGAAGUCAAGGACUCUGCGGACGCCGAUCUCCAGUUGAUGAAAGACAGAGCCAAUUCCUUCAAAAACUUGGCUUCGUCUUUCGAUCGAGAGCUCGAGAACUUCCUCAAUUCAGCCUCCAGAUCAAAGUUCUCUGUGCCUUCUAUCAGGUCUUCGCCUCCGGCUGAAAUCGAUUUCGUGAAGCGAUUGCAGCCGAAAUUGUCCGAAAUUCGAAGGGCGUACUCGUCCCCCGAUUUCAGCCGCAAGGUUCUGGAGAAAUGGAGACCUAGGGCUAGAAUUCGCAUAGACUUGUCGGCGAUUAAGAACGCGAUUGUGUCGGAGGUGGAGGAUGGGGGUGAUUUUGAUGAGAGAGAGAGGUAUCGGAGGGGGAGGAUUGUGAGGUUUAAGGACUUUAGGUGGGACUGGCCGGGAGAUGGAGGGAGCGAGGAAAGUCAGUUUCGGGAUUGGGAGCCAAUCAGGGCAUUCAAGACACGGUUGCGAGAGUUCGAGCAGAAGAGUUCAUCUUCGGAGAUUUUCGAGAGUUUGAAGAACAGUGAGUUUGUGGUGAAAGUGAAGUCAAGCUUGAAAGCAAUCUGCAAGGACCCAACUGAUUCAAAGGAAGUUCCACCGCUUGAUGUACCAGAACUUUUGGCAUAUUUAGUUAGACAAUCUGGGCCAUUCUUGGAUCAAAUUGGCGUUAGAAGAGAUAUAUCCGACAAGAUAGUGGAAAGCUUGUGCAGCAAACGCAAGAAUCAACUUCUAUUGCGUUCCAUGCCUGGUGGAGAAACAACCAUUCUUGAAGGCAAUAGCAUUGGUGAUGAACUGGACUUAAGGAUAGCCAGUGUUCUCCAAAGCACAGGGCAUCAUUAUGAGGGAGGCUUUUGGUCCGAUUCUUCGAAGCAUGACUUGUCAAACAGGGAAAGGCACGUAGCUAUUGUUACGACUGCCAGUCUUCCAUGGAUGACAGGAACAGCUGUAAAUCCUCUGUUUCGAGCUGCAUAUUUAUCGAAGUCUGCAAAACAAAAGGUCACAUUGCUGGUUCCAUGGCUUUGUCGAUCAGACCAAGAACUAGUUUACCCGAACAAUCUCACUUUUAGUUCACCUGAAGAUCAGGAGGUUUAUAUUCGUAAAUGGCUUGAGGAAAGGGUGGGUUUUAAGGCAGAUUUCAAUAUCUCAUUCUAUCCAGGAAAGUUCUCAAAAGCAAGGCGGAGUAUAAUACCUACUGGAGAUACAUCUCAGUUCAUUCCAUCAAAGGAUGCUGACAUUGCUAUCCUGGAAGAACCGGAACAUCUCAAUUGGUACCAUCAUGGUAAACGCUGGACUGAUAAAUUUAACCAUGUCGUUGGUAUUGUCCACACGAAUUACUUAGAAUACAUCAAGAGGGAGAAGAAUGGGGCUAUUCAAGCUUUCCUUGUGAAACACAUAAACAAUUUGGUCGCAAGAGCAUAUUGCAACAAGGUUCUUCGGCUUUCCGCUGCCACCCAGGAUUUGCCUAAGUCUGUAGUUUGCAAUGUUCAUGGUGUGAAUCCCAAGUUUCUAUUAAUUGGUGAAAAAGUUGCUGCUGAAAGGGAGCGCGGGCAGAUUGCCUUCACAAAAGGAGCAUAUUUCUUGGGCAAGAUGGUUUGGGCAAAAGGAUACAAGGAGCUGAUAGAUUUAUUAGCAAAGCACAGGAACGACCUUGAUGGCUUCAACUUGGAUGUGUUUGGAAAUGGAGAGGAUGCUCAUGAAGUUCAGACCACUGCUAAAAAGUUGGCUCUGAAUCUCAACUUCAUGAAAGGCAGAGACCAUGCUGAUGAUUCUCUUCAUGGUUAUAAGGUCUUCAUAAAUCCCAGUGUUAGCGAUGUGCUCUGCACAGCCACAGCCGAGGCCCUAGCAAUGGGGAAAUUUGUGGUUUGUGCAGACCAUCCAUCAAAUGAGUUCUUCAGGUCAUUCCCCAACUGUUUGACUUACAAGACUCCCGAAGAUUUUGUUGUGAAGGUGAAAGAAGCAAUGGCUAAUGAACCUCUACCACUCACUGCUGAACAAAGAUACAACCUUUCAUGGGAAGCUGCCACCCAGAGAUUUAUGGAGUAUUCUGAGCUCAACAAAGUCUUGAAUAAUAAUGAUAAAGGUGAUUCACAAUCGAGCCAAACUAAUGGAACAAUUGUUGGAAAAUUGGCUUCAACCCCUAGCUUGACGGAUGUGGUUGAUGGAGGGUUGGCAUUUGCUCACUACUGCUUUACUGGGAAUGAGUUGCUGAGGCUGUGCACGGGGGCAAUACCUGGGACAAGGGACUAUGACAAGAAGCAUUGUAAAGAUCUGCAUCUCUUGCCUCCACAAGUAGAAAAUCCUAUAUAUGGCUGGUAAGUAGAAGAAGAAUUAUUCAACUGUAUAUGAGUAAUCCUUACAUAUAUAGUAAUUGUUACAUGUUAUACAUACUGGCUUGUCAAUCUUGUUAGUACACAGUAUGAUGCUUUCCUGUUUGUAGCAAGAUAUCAACACGUACGUCGAUAGUUGGAAUCCAGUAGUUUUUUUUCUCUAGUAAUACGUGCAAAAGUUUAAAA